AUGAAGUGCUAUCACCUUUGUUUUAGCAUUCUUCUCUUCUGUUUUCUCGCGAGGGCACGGAAUGUAAUUACUGACUCUUACUUGGAUCAUUCCAAUGUUGAAAAGCACGAUGACGUCAAUCAAUACGAAGGAAACACAGACAGAGAAGAAGAAAUAAUGAGAGAAAGAGAAAGAGAAGAAGACUGUGAAAACCAAGAUGAAGACGACUUUGAAGAUGACGAUGACUUUGAAGAAGAUGACGAUCUCUUUGAAGAAGACUAUUACUUUGAAGGAGAUGACGAUGAAUUUGUAGAAGAUGACGAUGACUUUGAAGAAGAUGACGAAGAAGAGAAAACAGAAACAGCAGGAAAUGAAGACGAAAAAGAAAGCGAUAAUUUCGGCAAGAAAUACAUACAGGAAGUUGAAAUAGUAACAGCGGAAGGCAAAACUUUAAAAAGAAAGAUUGAUUUCAGUAAGUGCAAAAUUGAGAAGAAUAUUGUGAUUUGCGGCCUUGGACAUAUGUAA
This is a messenger RNA of Rodentolepis nana, 504 nucleotides long. NCBI's taxonomy places the organism in Eukaryota, Metazoa, Platyhelminthes, Cestoda, Cyclophyllidea, Hymenolepididae. The record is from the annotation of a GenBank genome assembly.